AUGAAUCAAGACACACUUCCCAACUUCAGCAAAGUGGCACUGCGGGCUCUGUGUGCACCACCUGGAUCUAUACAUGCAGAACGCUUAUCUACAGAGCUGGACUGCCUGCAGCACAGCAAGAGGCUCAACAUGAGUGAGGAAACCUUGAAGAGAACUGUCAGCUACGCUACAAGCUGGAUUCGUCAGCCAGCUGAGAAAGCACUGGAAUGGCUGGGGCGGAUCGACUCUGAUGCAGACACAAGAUAUGUGUCGUCAGUCCAGGGCCGGUUCACCAUCAGCAAGUCUGAUUCCAGCAGCACUUUGUUCUUACAGAUGAACAGCCUGAAGACUGAAGACCCUGCCGUGCAUUACUGUGCUCGAUACCCACAAUGGAAAGGUGACGUACGUGUUGAAAUGCUAGAGUGUGGCUGCACGAUCCCUGAUUACUUCAUUCUCUUUAAAGGUGGAAACAACUUGAGGCUGGUGGAUAAAGACAACCGCUGUGAUGGAAGAGUGGAGGUCUUUAAGAAUGGGCAGUGGGGGACUGUUUGUACUGAAGCUAAUAAGUGGUACCCAGCAAAUAGCAAUGUUAUUUGUAAACAACUGAGCUGUGGACCUUAUGAAGGAGCUUUCUACUUUGCAGCCAGUUCUGGACCUAUCUUGCUGGGUGGGGUUAAUUGCGAGGGAACAGAGACUAAUUUCCUCGAUUGUAAAUCUGACACAGAAGCUUUAAAAACCUGCACCCACGAAAAAGAUAUCCGAGUCAAAUGCAAUGAGAAAACAGCUAAGAUAAUUGGUGCACCAUGCCAAGGCCGUUUGGAAGUGAGCCGCGUUGGAGUCUACGGCACAGUGUGUUCCAAGUCUUUUGACUCCAGAGAUGCAGAUGUUGUCUGUAGAGAACUGGAGUGUGGCAUUUCCAAAGCUGUGUUGUCUGGAGCUGACCCUGGAGACAGUACAACCCCGAUAUGGACAAACGAGAUCCUGUGCCAGGGCAAUGAAACAUAUCUAGUCUACUGCCAAACCGCAGAGACUGAGCAGCAAAACUGCACACAUGCACACGACGUGAGCAUCGUCUGUUCUGGAUACACUGAGGCCAGGCUGGUCAAUGGCAGUGACCGGUGUUCUGGUCGAGUGGAGCUGAAGUACGACAGCCAAUGGGGCACAGUCUGCGAUCAGAACUGGGACUUGAGGGAUGCCACAGUUCUCUGCCAGCAGCUGGAUUGUGGGUAUGCUGUUACUGCCCCAGGACAGGGCCAGUUUGGGGAAGGCAGUGGUCCUGUCCUGACCGAUAUAUUCGACUGUGAAGGCACCGAGACUGAGUUAUGGAAGUGUCCCAUCUCUACGCAGGGACGCAGUACAUGCGCUGAUCGUAGUGAUGCAGGAGUUAUCUGUGAAGCUCAUGCUGGUGCAGUCAGGCUGCUUGGUGGAUCAGGGCACUGUGGAGGCCGGGUGGAAGUUUACUACAACAGGACGUGGGGGAGAGUUCUCCUCGACUCCUGGAGCAGCACAGAGGCCUCGGUGGUGUGCAGAGAGCUGGGCUGCGGCUCUGUGAUCUCAGCCUCUAACGCCUCUCGAUACGGGAGGGAUCACAGUGGCGUGUGUCUCACAGGUAUCCUCUGCAGCGGGAACGAGACCCACCUGAGGAACUGCAGCCAUCCACAGCCAAUCCCCUGCAACACCAGUAACAGUGUGGCCGUGCUCUGCUCUGAUCACAUGGCUCUCAGGCUGGUUGGGGGAGGAGGUGACUGUGCUGGGAGGGUGGAGGUUUAUCACAGCGGCUCCUGGGGGACGGUCUGCGAUGACUCCUGGGACCUGGCAGACGCGGAGGUGGUGUGCAAGCAGCUCCAGUGCGGGGCGGCCCUCAAUGCCACAGCCUCCUUCGGACAGGGAACCGGACCCAUCUGGCUGGACGAGCUGCGCUGUCAGGGAAACGAAUCAGCUCUGUGGGAGUGUGCCUCGGGAGGGUGGGGGCAGCACGACUGCCAACACAAGGAGGAUGCGGGGGUCAUGUGUUCAGGGUUCAAGCAGCUUAGACUGGUUAGUCCCGAGUUCGACUGUGCUGGACGACCAGAGGUUUUUUACAACGGAACCUGGGGUAUUGUCUGCGGCAAUGGGAUGAAAGGGAUCACUGCUACAGUCAUGUGUCUCCAGCUGAACUGCGGAGAGAGCGGAUCUAUUAAAACUCGGUCUGAAAAGAGCCCUGGUCUCAAAUGGCUUGAUAAUAUUCAAUGCAAAAAGCACGACACCUCACUGUGGCAGUGUUCUUCAUCGCCUUGGGGGCCGGAGGACUGUGAGGACGGGGAUGUGGUGGACAUUGUUUGCUCAGGUAAACGGGAAAAAACUACAACCAACAGCUCAAAAACUUGUACCGAAGACCCCACCCAAGAGCUCUGCUUUGAGCCAGCAGCACUGCGGCUGGCUGGAGGCUCCAGUCGCUGCUCUGGACGGGUGGAGCUGCAGUACGGGGGCUCCUGGGGGACAGUCUGCGAUGACUCCUGGGACCUGAAGGAUGCCCAGGUUGUGUGCAGGCAGCUGGGCUGUGGGGCAGCGGUGAGUCCAGUGGCAGAGGCUGAGUUUGGAGAAGGGGUUGGUACCAUCUGGCUGGACGAGGUGAACUGCAGGGGCAGCGAGCUCCAUCUAUGGGACUGCCGGCACUCUCUUCUGGGACACAGCGACUGCAAACACAAGGAGGAUGCAGGGGUUAUCUGUGCAGGGGAUUCAGGUCCCCCCAAGCCCAGGCAGAUUCCUCCGAGUGACCAGUUCUUUCCAGUGGUUGCCUGCAUCAUACUGGGAGCUCUGCUGUUUGUGGUCUUCAUCCUCUUUGGAGGACAGCUAGUGAAGAACAGGCUGCUGAGGAGAGGGAUUGCUGAGAUGAAUCUCGCUGCUUCCCACUUCAAUGAGCCACUCUAUGAGGAGAUUGAGUACAAACUGGCCAGGCAGGGAAUCUACAGCUCCCACGGGAGUGGGAGUUUCCUUGCAGAUGAUGAUCUGCCCUAUGAUGAUGUGGACGAUACAGCAGGAAGCCUCACUGCAGGCAGCCUGCCUUCUGGUAACCUGCCGUAUGAUGAUGUAGGGUACAGUGAUGGGAACUCAAUGGCAGGUUCGGAGAAUGCCCUGGCUGUUCUACCCACUGCAGAACCCCCCGCCCCUGAAGAUACUGUCUAUGAUGAUCUCUACAAUGAAUCUGCAAGCCUUGAGGAAACAGAGAGGGAGUGAUGCUGUUAAGACAUGGUGUGUGUGUUUGGGGGGUCUCUUAUUGUACAAACCAUUCGGACAAGACAACUGCAAAGAGAAACGGUGCAAAUACAAGAGAUACACCCACCACACAAUGUGUUCUCUUAUUACAAAGCACACAGAUGAGCAUCAUACUCAGAACACAGCCUUUUCUUUAUUUGAAGUAUUGCACUCCUUUAUGGUGUGUAACGCUCCAGUCUGGGGAAUGGGAGUGGAUGCUGGAAACACUGGUCCAGUUUGUUUUAGUUUAUUAUUCCCAUGAUUUAAAUGCAGAACCCAGCGAGGUCAUCAAAGCAAGACUGAAGUUAGUCUUCACUGAACUGAAGGUACUGCAGUAGCUUGUAAGUGCGAGUUCUGUUUGAUUUUGGUAUUAGUCUACAGUGGUCUGAGCACAUCUGUACACUGAAAUGCUG
This is a messenger RNA of Acipenser ruthenus (sterlet), 3626 nucleotides long. RefSeq names its product antigen WC1.1-like. Lineage: Eukaryota; Metazoa; Chordata; Actinopteri; Acipenseriformes; Acipenseridae. The transcript is spliced from 15 exons. The coding region runs from base 1 to 3195 and encodes 1064 amino acids. The record is from RefSeq and is a predicted model, not a curated record. Gene Ontology annotation, cellular component: membrane.